GCAGCCCAUAAAAACAGGCGGGUGGCGUUUCCUUUCUGUUUUCAAAAAUAAAGCUUAAAACACAUAAAAAUAGCUAUUGAAGGGAUUCAGAUGUCUGCAAAACGUCGUACACUUGUCCACUGGUUCCGCAAGGGACUUCGUGUUCACGACAACCCCGCGCUGUCACAAAUAUUUAAUGAUGCUCGCGCGUCGCCGGAAAAGUUCUAUGUUCGACCUAUAUUUAUAUUAGAUCCUGGUAUCUUGGAUUGGAUGCAAGUGGGCGCCAAUCGUUGGCGUUUUCUUCAACAAUCUCUCGUCGACUUGGACAAAAAGCUCAAGGAACUUAAUUCGCGCCUGUAUAUUGUUCGCGGCAAGCCCGUUGAUGUUUUUCCUGAGCUGUUCGAGCGUUGGAACGUUCAGCUAUUGACAUUUGAAUCGGAUAUUGAACCGUACGCCCUGCAGCGUGAUACGACGGUACAAAAGAUAGCAUCGGAACAUGGAGUCAAAGUGGAUACCCACUGCUCGCACACGAUUUAUAAUCCAGAGCUGGUUAUAGCCAAAAAUCUUGGUAAAGCGCCUGUUACCUACCAGAAGUUCUUGGGUAUUGUCGAUAAGCUGAAGUUGCCCAAAGUGCUGGCUGUUCCAGAGGGCCUUCCGGAUGGAAUUAAGCCAAUAGCAGAUGAAUUCGAAGCGGUCGAUUCAUGCGUCUAUGACUGUCCAACGUUAGAUCAGUUAGUCAAGCGGCCCCAGGAGCUCGGCGUGAACAAAUUUCCAGGCGGUGAAACAGAGGCACUGCGUCGCAUGGAAGCAUCACUUAUCGACGAGAAUUGGGUGGCAGCUUUUGAGAAGCCGAACACGGCACCAAACUCGCUUGAACCAAGCACUACGGUGCUCAGUCCAUAUUUAAAAUUCGGCUGCCUUAGCGCGCGGCUGCUGCAUGAACGGCUUAAAGAGAUUCUGGUGCGGAAGCCAAAGCAUUCCAAACCGCCCGUUUCACUAGUCGGUCAGCUGCUGUGGCGCGAAUUUUACUAUACGGUAGCCGCAGCUGAUCCCAAUUUCGACCGUAUGCUGGGCAAUGCUUACUGCCUGCAAAUACCCUGGCAAAAGCAACCUGAUCAUCUGGAGGCCUGGACGCACGGACGAACUGGGUAUCCCUUUAUCGAUGCCAUAAUGCGCCAGCUCCGGCAAGAGGGCUGGAUACAUCACUUGGCGCGUCAUGCGGUUGCUUGUUUUUUGACGCGCGGCGAUUUGUGGAUCAGCUGGGAGGAUGGACAGCGGGUCUUUGAGCAGCUGCUUCUUGACCAGGACUGGGCAUUAAAUGCAGGAAACUGGAUGUGGCUCUCAGCUUCCGCGUUCUUUCAUCAAUAUUUUCGUGUUUACAGUCCAGUAGCAUUUGGAAAGAAAACUGAUCCCACUGGCGCCUACAUAAGGAAAUACGUCCCGGAACUGGCUAAAUAUCCAGCGGGAUGUAUCUAUGAGCCAUGGAAAGCAACACUUAGCGCUCAGCGUGAGUACGGAUGUGUGCUUGGCGUUGAUUAUCCACAUCGAAUUGUCAAUCACGAUAUUGUCCACAAGGAAAACAUAAAACGCAUGAGCGCCGCCUACAAGGUGAAUCGUGAAGUGCGCACCGGCAAACAGGAGGAUCAAAAUGAUUACGAGCCAUCACCGUCGCAAUCCACUGGAAAGCGCAAAGCAAGUUCGGAAGCAAAAAAAACGGUUGCUAAGCGCAGACGUUGACUAUCCACAAUAUGAUAACGAUCUCCAGUUAGCAAAUUCUACAUAUCCUUGAUCCUUGUUAUAAAGCAGAUUUUAGGUGCAUUUCGAAUACGUGUACUCUUAGGUCAGAUAUGCGAUCUAUGCUUAAUGGUAUUCCAAUUUUGAAAAAGCUUUGUAGAGACACAAGGUUUAACAAUGGUUAGCUAUAUGAUAUAUUGGGUCGAUCCGAUAAACAUACUGACAGACUAGUUUGAAAAGAAAUAGUUGAUUCCUCAGGUGAAUCUGAUCAAAAAUGUGUCUUGAUUAUGGGUCGAAACAGAGAAUACCCUCUUUAAGUGGAUAACCGCGGCAAAUAUACUCCAGAUCGCAAUAGUUGAA
Drosophila virilis is the source of this 2073-nucleotide messenger RNA. It is a transcript of the gene phr6-4, whose product is annotated as (6-4)-photolyase. Lineage: Eukaryota; Metazoa; Arthropoda; Insecta; Diptera; Drosophilidae. Gene Ontology annotation, molecular function: FAD binding; DNA binding; deoxyribodipyrimidine photo-lyase activity. The record is from RefSeq and is a predicted model, not a curated record. Gene Ontology annotation, biological process: entrainment of circadian clock by photoperiod; circadian regulation of gene expression. Gene Ontology annotation, cellular component: nucleus; cytoplasm.